AUUCAUAUCUCAAAGAACUAAGACAGCUCUUCCAUAGUCCUCACAUCGCAUGGCGAAGAGCAAGGUCCUCGUCAUCGGCGCCACCGGCUACAUCGGGCGGAGGCUCGUGCAGGCAAGCCUGGACCAGGGCCACCCCACGUACGUCCUCCAGCGGCCGGAGAUCGGCCUCGACAUCGAGAAGCUCCAGAUGCUGCUGUCCUACAAGAGGCGCGGUGCCCACCUCAUCGAAGGCUCGUUUUCGGACCCAAGGAGCCUGGUCGACGCCGUAAGGCAAGUCGACGUCGUCAUCUGUGCCAUGUCGGGCGUCCACUUCCGGAGCCACAACAUCCUGAUGCAACUCAAGCUCGUGGAGGCCAUCAAAGAAGCCGGAAACGUCAAGCGGUUCUUGCCAUCGGAGUUUGGGAUGGACCCGGCUCUCAUGGGUCAUGCACUUGAGCCGGGAAGGGUCACGUUCGAUGAGAAAAUGGAGGUGAGAAAAGCAAUCGAGGAGGCUAAGAUCCCCUUCACAUAUAUCUCGGCAAACUGCUUUGCCGGUUAUUUCGUGGGCAAUCUCUCUCAACUAACGAGUCUCACUCCUCCAAAGGACACUGUAUAUCUCUAUGGAGAUGGCAACGUCAAAGCUGUUUUCCUUGAUGAAGAUGAUAUCGCGACAUACACAAUUAAAACGAUCAAUGAUCCGAGAACACUGAACAAGACGGUGUACCUGAGGCCACCGGAGAACAUUCUGUCCCAAAGGCAACUGGUGGAGAUGUGGGAGAAGCUCAGUGGAAGGACCCUGGAGAAGAGAAGCAUUUCUGCAGAAGACUUCCUUGCCUCCAUGAAAGGAUUGGAUUAUGCGCAGCAAGUGGGCGUGGGGCAUUUCUACCACAUAUUCUAUGAAGGCUGUUUGACAAACUUUGAAAUUGGAGAAGAAGGAGAAGAAGCUUCCCAGCUUUAUCCUGAAGUUCAAUAUACCCGCAUGGAUGAAUACCUGAAGAUUUAUGCAUGAUCGUACUAAGAAGCAUUUGAACCUAUCAGAGAACACUCUCGCCUAUCAGAGAACACUCUCGCUGUCAAAAUAAAAAUCUUUGAGUUUCUCUAUCCCGAUUCUAAUUUCUAUCAUUUAUGAGAAUAAAAAAUGG
Molecule: messenger RNA, 1121 nt
Organism: Syzygium oleosum
Lineage: Eukaryota; Viridiplantae; Streptophyta; Magnoliopsida; Myrtales; Myrtaceae
Product: isoflavone reductase homolog
Exons: 4
Coding region: 50-988 (312 amino acids)
Molecular function (GO): oxidoreductase activity
Source: RefSeq, a predicted model, not a curated record